AUGAGAGUCAAAAAACCAACUUCAAAAAGGGUAACAACCCGUAUGAGAGAAGGUAUAAAGAAAAAGGCAGCAGCUAAGAGAAGAAAAGAUAAAAAAAUAGCUAAAAAAGAUGUAACUUGGAAAUCUAGACAUAGAAAAGAUCCAGGUAUUCCAGCUAGUUUCCCAUAUAAAGAUCAAAUCAUAACAGAAUUAGAAGAAACAAGAAGAUUGGAUAAAGAAAGAAAAGAAGAAUUGAAGUUACAAAAACAAAGAGAAAAAGAAGAAGCAUUAGCAAGAGGAGAAGAUGUAGAUAUUGAGAUUGAAGAAGAUGAAGAAUUAGAAGAAGGAGAUGAUGGAGCAAAUGGAUUAGCAGCAUUAUUAGAGUCCGCACAACAAGCAGCGAAAAACUACGAUGGGGAAGAUGACGAAGAUGAUGAUGAAAUGAUAGACGAAGAUGAAGAUGUAGAAAUUGAAAUAAGUGAUGUUGAAGAUGAAGAAGACACAGGAGAUUUAGAAAAAUCAAGAAAAUCAUAUGAUAAAAUUUUCAAAAGUGUCGUUGAUGCAUCGGAUGUUAUACUUUACGUAUUGGACGCAAGAGAUCCAGAAUUUACAAGGUCGAAAAAAGUCGAACAAGCAGUAUUACAAAAUCCAGGUAAAAGACUUAUAUUGAUAUUAAAUAAAGUUGAUUUAAUACCCACUGAAGCAUUAACUCAAUGGCUUAAUUUUUUAAAAUCAUCCUUCCCAACUAUACCUGUUAAAGCGUCACCAGGUGCAACAAAUUCUUCAUCUUUCAAUAAAAAUUUAACAGGUGCUGCAACUGCUGAAGCAUUGUUAAAAGCAUUAAAAAGUUAUGCAAACAAAUCAAAUUUGAAAAGAUCAAUAAUAGUAGGUGUGAUAGGUUAUCCAAACGUAGGUAAAUCAUCAAUUAUAAAUGCAUUAACCAAGAGACACAACAACAAUUCGAAAGCAUGUCCAGUUGGAAAUCAAGCAGGUGUUACCACCUCAUUAAGAGAAGUUAAAAUUGACAAUAAAUUGAAAAUUUUAGAUUCGCCAGGUAUAGUAUUUCCAGAUGAAGUAACAAGUAAAAAACAAUCAAAACUGCAACAAAUGGCAAAAUUAGCAUUAUUAUCUGCUAUCCCACCAAAACAAAUAAAUGAUCCAACAACAGCCGUUCAAUUAUUGUUGAAAAAAUUCUCAAAUAAUACAGAGAUGGCCGAUGGAUUAAAAAAAUAUUAUGAACUACCACCAUUACCAUCAUCAGAUAUUAACGAAUUUACAAAACAUUUUCUUAUACAUAUAGCAAGAACAAAAGGUAGAUUAGGUAAGGGAGGAAUACCAAAUUUAGAAUCAGCAGCAAUGUCAGUAUUAAAUGAUUGGAGAGAUGGUAGAUUAAUUGGUUGGACAUUACCAAAAUCUUCAAAAGCUUCAGUUGCCAAUGAGGAAGUUGAUUUAAAUGCACCAAAAAGUUCAUUAAGAGGAGAAAAAGAACCACCAAAAGUUGAACAAACUACUAUUGUUAAUACAUGGGCAAAAGAAUUUGAUUUAGAUGGUUUAUUAGGCGAUAAUUUUGGUAUUGAAUAG
Lodderomyces jiufengensis is the source of this 1560-nucleotide messenger RNA. RefSeq names its product RNA-binding GTPase. The coding region runs from base 1 to 1560 and encodes 519 amino acids. The record is from RefSeq and is a predicted model, not a curated record. The transcript has a single exon. Gene Ontology annotation, molecular function: GTP binding. Gene Ontology annotation, cellular component: nucleolus. NCBI's taxonomy places the organism in Eukaryota, Fungi, Ascomycota, Pichiomycetes, Serinales, Debaryomycetaceae.